Molecule: messenger RNA, 1295 nt
Organism: Neopelma chrysocephalum (saffron-crested tyrant-manakin)
Lineage: Eukaryota; Metazoa; Chordata; Aves; Passeriformes; Pipridae
Product: putative ribosome-binding factor A, mitochondrial
Exons: 7
Coding region: 1-1014 (337 amino acids)
Biological process (GO): rRNA processing
Source: RefSeq, a predicted model, not a curated record
AUGUGGGGCGCCCGGGCGGCGGCGGCGGCGGUGGUGGCGGUGGCGGUGCCGCGGUGGUGCCGGGCACUGCACGGCUCCGCCGCCCUGGGCGCCUCCAGGAACCUGCUGCUGCGGAAAAUGCUCCGCAAGAACAAAAAGAAGUUUUGGUAUGACAGCCCUACCCUGGGAUCUAAAAUGAUGUAUAAACCAACCAAGUUGGAUGCCCUAAUGAAAAAUGAGCAGACAAAAACUAGGAAAGAAGAUAACAUACGCUGCAGAGUCUUGAAUGGUCUUAUUCAUAAAGCUAUGUCACAGAUGGUGACUACCUGUGAAGUCAGUCAAGAAUUUUAUGAUCUCAAGCUGGAAAUCUGCAAGGUGUCCUUGUCAUCAAAUUUUUCAGCAUGUCGUGUGUACUGGAAUCCUGCUGCUACUAUGGAGAAAGAAAGUUAUGUGGAAAGUGUGCUGCGGAAGAGCGCUCCACGUAUACGGUAUCUUCUGAAGAGUCAGCAGAUUGUAGGAAAUGUACCCCCAAUAAUAUUUAUAAAAGACAAAGAAGCUGCAGCUGUGAAAGAGGUCGAGGACUUAUUGGCAAUUGCUGAUUUUGGACCUCCUGAAGAAGAAGAAAUAUUUGAAAAUGAUUCAAGUAAACUGUUCUCUUCAGCAACUCAAUCUUCAGGGCCACCCACACGGUCUAAUCUGUUUGGUAUUGAUCAUGAACUGCUGAAUAAACAGAUAAUGGACUAUAAAAGACUGAAAGUGUCAAGACAUACAGAAAGUAUUCCCUGGACAGAAGAGCAGGAGCAGCAGCUUUCUAAGAUUCAGAAGAAAAUGAGAAAGAGAAAAGCAAAGAAUCCUGAUGAUGAUGACGUUACACCACAGAAAUACUUACUGGACAAAUAUGAGGCUGAUUACUGGGAUGAUAACACUGGAUCGGUUUCAGACUAUGAGUUGGAGGAUGAAUUAGAGGAAGAAGUAAAGGAAUUGGAGAUGGAUGAUGACAAACAUUUAAGUCAUCCUGCUGACAAACUGAAAUGAAGUGAAAAAGCCACUCCCUUCAAAAUGGAGGAUACCAAUAGCAAAAGAAAAAGACUGCCAUAGAUACUGAAAGAUUGUUUACCUGUUUACCACUUCCAUAUGUAAGAAAAACAAAAAUGCCAUUUGUGACAUUCUGUUAAGCACCUUUCAAGCUGCUACAGUUGUGGAACUUUGAACAAGAGAGCAAUUUUAUAAUAACAUACACCAAUUGCAGCACUGAGGUAAAACUUCUUGCAGUUGUGCUGAUUAUUUCCAAUAAAAUUAUGGUUUCUAUAUUGCAA